Cryptococcus deneoformans JEC21 is the source of this 604-nucleotide messenger RNA. RefSeq lists its product as hypothetical. The transcript is spliced from 5 exons. Gene Ontology annotation, cellular component: TIM23 mitochondrial import inner membrane translocase complex. Lineage: Eukaryota; Fungi; Basidiomycota; Tremellomycetes; Tremellales; Cryptococcaceae. The record is from RefSeq and is a predicted model, not a curated record. The coding region runs from base 68 to 412 and encodes 114 amino acids. Gene Ontology annotation, biological process: protein import into mitochondrial matrix; protein insertion into mitochondrial inner membrane.
GCGCUUCUAACUUUUACUUUCUCAUACCCCAACUUUCUUUCCUCUGUAGACAGGACUAUCAGCCAACAUGCCUCCUCCUCCUCAGCAUUCCACCGGCGGCUCCACUCUUGACAAGAUUAAGAUGGGUGCCAUAAUGGGAAGCUGUGUUGGUUUGACCAUUGGAUUCAUCUUUGGCUCUUUCUCCAUCAUGCGUGCCGGGCCCGGUCCCCGAGGUGUUGUCGCUACCCUUUCUCAGUAUAUGCUCUCAUCUGCCGCCACUUUCGGUUUCUUCAUGUCCGUCGGCUCUGUGAUCCGAACGGAAUCCGAACACAAAUAUAUUCUUCCUCCUAUGACCAACAGAGCAGCGAGCGAGCCUUGGCGAAUGGCUUGGAAGCGAGCCGAGGAGAGACGGCGAGCAGAGGCGUCCCAGUAAGGGACUCUUUUUGUUCUCUAGGGGUUUCGCAGAGUUACGGAGCUGCAGGAGAAUAAAGUAGGAUACUUGGUGGCUUGGGCGAAUGCUUGCGGCAAGAUGGCUCCACAGCACAAUAAUAACUUUGCCGGUACACUUUUUCGCUUCUAUGAACAGUGACUAGGUGCAUAUGCAUAUUUUCCCUUCUCAUCUCUU